ACCUGUUUAUCCAAUGGACGAUGAGCUAAUAAAGCUACGCAUGGUUAGUCAAUUACAAAGAUUUGGAUUAACUGAGCAUUUCAAAAAUGAAAUUGAAAGAAUUUUGAAACAAGUUUACAGGAACUACAAGGAAAAAGAAUCAAAUGUAAUUGCAACGACAAUGAGCUUAGUCGCUAUGCAACUAUACAAGGAUUCGUUGGCGUUUAGAAUACAAGGGUACAACAUAUCAUCACGAAUAUUUUGUUGGUUCUUAAAUAAGAAAAAACUUCGGGACCAUAUUGAAAAAAAUUAUCAGAGUUUCUCCACCGUCAUGCUUAGUGUUUAUAGGGCAACAAAUCUUAUGUUUGCCGGAGAAGAUGAAGUUGAGGAUGCAAGAUCAUUUUCGAAAAAAUUACUACACAAGACUCUACAAAUUGCCUCAUUGAAUCAAUUUAACUUUGACAGUGCAAUCCCCAAUUUUCAUGCAACGAUUGAGUAUGAACUGAGAAGUCCAUGGAUUGCUCGGUUGGAUCAUCUUGAACACAGAAUGUGGAUUGAACAGAAAGACUCGAAUGCUUGCUGGAUGGGCAAGGCAUCCUUUCAUAGGUUAUCAACUCUUCAAAACAACAAGCUUAUCCAACUCGCUACAAAAAACUUCGAGUAUCGACAAUCGAUAUUCAAAAAUGAACUCGAUCAUCAUCUAAAAGGGUGGACAACAAAGUGGGGAUUUGAUAAAAUGAGAUUUGCUCGGGAGAAAACCACAGAUUGCUACUUCGCUUUUGCGGCCUCCAAUGCGCUAGACCAUUACUCCAAUGUACGAAUCAUUCUUACCAAGGCAGCAAUCCUCAUCACAGUUGCCGACGAUUUUUUUGACAUGGAAGGUUCUUUACAUGACUUGCAAAUCCUUGCUGAUGCAGUUCAAAGAUGGGAUUCUAAUGGCUUGACUGGCCACAGCAAGAAAAUCUUCAAUGCACUUGAUGAUCUUGUUACAGAUUUUGCAGCAAAAUAUCUCCAAUGCCAAGGGAUUGAUAUAACCAACCAUGUCCGGGAUCUAUGGAGAGAAACAUUCAUGUCAUGGCUGACAGAAGCUACAUGGAGCAAGACCGGAUGUGUACCAUCCAUGGAUGAAUACCUGCAAACUGGCAUGAUUUCCAUUGCUGCACACACUUUAGUUCUUCCAGCUGCAUGCUUCUUGAAUCCAAGCUUACCUAAUGAAAUAUUCAAGUCAUUCUCUUAUGAAUAUCAGACUCUUACCAAGUUAGUAAUGUUGAUAUGUCGUUUGUUGAAUGAUACUCAAAGCUAUCAGAGAGAACAGGAGCAAGGCAAGUUAAAUUCAGUGUUGCUCCAUAUGAGAGAGAAUCCAGAUGUUAAGAUUGAAGACUCUGUGUCAUAUGUUAAAGAUAUAAUUGAUAAAAAGAGCAAAGAGUUCCUUGAACACGUUUUAAUGGACGAUCUAAGUGACAUGCCUAAAUCAUGCAAGCAACUCCAUUUAUCGAUUUUCAAAGUGUUCCAAAUGUUUUUCCACUCCUGCAAUCGAUUUGAUACAGAGACGCACAUAGACAUUCUUCAAGACAUCCAAAAAGCAAUUUAUCUUCCUCUAGCUGUUCAACCUUCAAAGCCAUGGAAGCAGCAGUCUUUUCCUCGACUUUCUCAUCAUGUGAAUUCUGGAUCGAGGAAAGAUUAUCAUCCAAGAAUCAACUCUCGCAUUGCUUUACCCUUCAAGUGUUGGCGUAUAAUAACAAAAUAUCUUUGCCCAAAAAUUUCAUUUGAAUGCCUCUAUUUU
Carica papaya (papaya) is the source of this 1762-nucleotide messenger RNA. Its product is annotated as (E,E)-geranyllinalool synthase-like. NCBI's taxonomy places the organism in Eukaryota, Viridiplantae, Streptophyta, Magnoliopsida, Brassicales, Caricaceae. The record is from RefSeq and is a predicted model, not a curated record. Gene Ontology annotation, biological process: diterpenoid biosynthetic process. Gene Ontology annotation, molecular function: terpene synthase activity; magnesium ion binding.